Pseudophryne corroboree (corroboree frog) is the source of this 3440-nucleotide messenger RNA. RefSeq names its product G protein-coupled receptor 85 (gene GPR85). Gene Ontology annotation, cellular component: plasma membrane. Bases 745 to 1857 code for a protein of 370 amino acids. Gene Ontology annotation, molecular function: G protein-coupled receptor activity. Gene Ontology annotation, biological process: G protein-coupled receptor signaling pathway. The transcript is spliced from 2 exons. Lineage: Eukaryota; Metazoa; Chordata; Amphibia; Anura; Myobatrachidae. The record is from RefSeq and is a predicted model, not a curated record.
ACUCUGGGUGUUUCCAAUCUUGAUUUUUUUUUUUUUCCCUAAGAAACAAAAUCGAUAAUGUAACAUUUAAGAUAUGAUGGCUGGCUGCGUUUUAUUUUUAUAAGCAAAAUAUUUAGGUGAACACUGUGAAGCUGCAAAGAAAAGGCACUGCAAUCCGCAAUCAUUGCUGCUGCACCGCUACAUAGUACAUAGUGCAUCCUGAGCAGGGAGGAAGCAGGCACACGCGUUAUGUACACUCCACGUCUUGGAGGUUUCAUUGUCCGGCUUGGGCUGGGCAAGGUGUUUAUGAGAUGACUGUCGGAGCUGCAGCAGCAGGUAGGUAAGAAGCUGCCUGACGUGCCCUCAGUGAGACAGCGGUAGGCUGCUGCUGCUGUUGCUGGGAGAGACUGUGCCGCUGCGACAGGGGAGGAUGAAGCCAGCAGCUGAAGGAGCCUCACAGCGCAUGCGUCGUCCGAGCCACUGACUAUAUUCUCAGGCAAGGUACCUAAGAAGAAAAAAAAUCAGCAUUUUAUAUAAAGAAGAAGCCACCGGAAAAAAAAAUACUCUUGUCAGGAUAUUUAGCAACAACAGAUCUCUUGACAGCAUGACACAUCAGAAGGAAGAAAGCGCAGAAUGUGUGCCUAGACGCAAGAUCACUUGUUUUUGUGGAUUACAUUUGCAGUAAAAUGUAUGGAUCUAUCUUGUGCUUGCCCUUGUAUAUAGACCAUGAGACUUGACUGAAGCAAUAAUAUAUAUCCUCCAUCUAUGGCGAACGAUAGCCAUGCAGCUGACAACAUUCUGCAAAAUGUGUCUCCUUUAACAGCAUUUUUGAAGCUGACAUCAUUGGGCUUUAUUAUAGGAGUCAGUGUGGUGGGUAACCUUCUUAUCUCAAUUUUGCUUGUCAAAGAUAAGACCUUACACAGAGCUCCUUACUACUUCCUGUUGGAUUUGUGCUGCUCAGAUAUCCUGAGAUCUGCUAUUUGUUUUCCUUUUGUAUUCACCUCAGUGAAGAAUGGCUCAACUUGGACUUAUGGGGCUCUUACAUGCAAAGUGAUUGCCUUCCUUGGGGUGUUGUCCUGUUUUCACACUGCAUUCAUGUUAUUUUGUAUAAGUGUUACCAGAUACUUAGCUAUAGCCCACCAUCGGUUUUAUACGAAAAGGUUGACAUUUUGGACUUGCUUGGCAGUAAUUUGCAUGGUAUGGACCUUAUCUGUAGCUAUGGCCUUUCCGCCAGUAUUAGAUGUUGGCACCUACUCCUUUAUUAGAGAAGAAGACCAAUGCACAUUUCAGCAUCGAUCCUUCAGGGCCAACGACUCCUUGGGAUUUAUGUUACUUCUUGCUCUCAUUCUUCUAGCUACACAGCUUGUCUACCUCAAGCUGAUAUUUUUUGUUCAUGAUCGAAGGAAAAUGAAGCCAGUCCAGUUUGUAGCAGCAGUAAGUCAGAAUUGGACUUUUCAUGGUCCUGGAGCCAGCGGUCAAGCAGCAGCUAAUUGGCUUGCGGGCUUUGGAAGGGGUCCCACACCACCCACCUUACUUGGAAUAAGGCAAAAUGCAAAUACCACAGGCAGGAGGAGGCUACUGGUUCUAGAUGAAUUCAAAAUGGAAAAAAGAAUCAGUAGAAUGUUCUAUAUUAUGACAUUCCUUUUCCUGACCUUGUGGGGGCCCUACUUGGUAGCUUGUUACUGGAGAGUUUUUGCAAGAGGUCCUGUGGUACCAGGAGGAUUUCUAACAGCAGCUGUCUGGAUGAGUUUCGCCCAAGCUGGAAUCAAUCCUUUUGUCUGCAUUUUCUCAAACAGGGAGCUGAGGCGCUGUUUCAGCACAACCCUUCUUUACUGCAGAAAAUCCAGGUUACCAAGGGAACCUUACUGUGUUAUAUGAGGGAGCAUCUGCAAAAUCUUUAGCCUUGUGAAACACUAUCCUUCUCUGCUAAGCAAUUGUGGCCUGUAGCCAUGUCUUGAGAAGAAGAUCAAGAAUGGAGCGUUAGUAGCAUUGUGCACACUUUGCAUAGCGCACCUGUAAUCCUAUUUUAACCUAAAGUGUUCCUGAUGGCCACCAGGGAAGGUUUGUAAUUGGAAAUAAAGGACUGAACCACAGUUUUUAUUGUGUUUCUGUGGUUGAAAGUUAGAUCUUGGAAAUGACAGGUGCUAGGAACCACUGCUGUGAAUGCUGUGUAUAUCACCACAUAUAAACAAGAACAUCCAGAAAGGUUAGCAUUGGACAUCUUAAUAAAUUGAAUUGAGGUAAAUGUGUUAAUAAACAUGCUUUUAAGAGUUUAAAGACUCUUUGAAUAUUUCAUACAGUUUGGGGUUUGCAAAGAUUGACAAAUGGGAAUGAAGUACUGUAACUGAUAAAGGAUGUGCCAUGCAUUACUGGAUUAUCUUACUGAGAGAUUUUGUUACCCUGUAGUCAGUGUUGGGGAGCAUUCCAAAGCAGUAUUUUUGGUUAAAAUUAUAUUCUACUUUUUCAAAUAUUCUUUCUAUAAAAAGGAGGUUUUCUUUAACAGUGAAACAUGCAUUUAAAUGUAUUUUGUGUUUCUUUUUCCUUUAAUUUGGCAAAUAUUGAUUUAAGUCUUGUUUAAAAUAAAGCCUAGAUAUGAAUCUGUUUGGCAACGUAAUAUUCAAUUUGCGGUAUUAAAAGAUCUACAUAUGGAGCACUCAUAAUAAUACAGAAUAAAUACAUGUUGCCUUAAUGGGUUAUCUAGUAUCUUCCAUUUUGUUUAACCUUGAAUUAAACCAAUUCAAUCAGUAACUGGUCAGUCAUUUGGGAGUGCAUGAAAGAAUGCUUCAAUCACCUCUUUCUUUGAACUCCUAUUGUUCCUAAAAUCAGUAUGCACAUUACCUGGGUGUGUGAUCAGCUUCCCAGAUGUGCUGCAUAUUUUGAUUCACCAGAAGAAACACAGGCAGUGGAGUAUAUUUAUAUUUUAAGCUGUCUUGGAGAGACUAAAGCCUUAGUAUUAUAAUUGCACAAUUUGUGAAGCAUUUAUUCUACUGAAGGCACAGUCUUGUUUAUACUUUCUGCACAUUUUGGUGUAUUGGUUGUUUCAAUUAUUUUAUUUUCAUUCUUGUACAAAACAUAUACUUUUUAGUAUUUUAGAAUAACAUUAUAGUCUGUGAGUCCUUCAUUCUUUAAGAUACAGAUGUGUGUGAAAUUUAAAUAUAAAGUUGCAUUUGCCAAACUUUUCCUGUGUAGCUUGUUAAUUUUUUCUGGAAUAAAAUUUUACAUUUUUCCAGUUCGGCAACUAACCUUAUUUUUUUUCCUGCUUUGUUUAGUGGUCUGGAAUGAAAUAGUGAGAGUGUGAAUAUGGAUUUCUCUUUUUAGUAAUUACUGUGUUUGCAAACUGUAAAUUCAUGAUUGAUGGUCACUGCAUACAGUUUUUAUAUUUACAAUUUCGAGUUGCAUUGCUUUAUAUAUACUGUAUGACCAAUAAUCCUUCUGGAGUGAUGGCAAUUUUUUUGUGGUAU